AUGGCACCAGCAGCACCGCCCCCGCCCAAUUUCUCUCCCUUCACACCUCCACCAAGUAAGUCCGAUUCAAACGCCCUCUUCAAAUCCCUCAUUAUCGUCUUUCUCCUUCUCGCCAUUCCGCUCUUUCCUUCCCAAGCCCCCGCCUUCAUCCCUCCUCCCGUCUUCGCCGGUUUCUGGGAGAUCAUCCACCUCCUCUUCAUCGGAAUCACCGUCUCCUACGGCCUCUUCGCCAGACGAGCUUCUCAAUUCGUCCCUGAUAAAUCUGCGGAUGCCAGAACCGACGCCUAUUUAUCCGGGAUUUCUCACAUUACUUCAAUUUUCGACCAUGGGUAUGAAAAUGAUAUGUUGCCUGAUAAUUAUGCUAAUUGUGGUGAUUAUCAGCUAUUAGGAAGUGAUGAAUGUGUAGUAGUUCCUAGUGGUGCAAAGAUUAGAUCUUUAGUGCGGGAUGGUGAGGAUGAGGGGGGUGGGGAUCAAGCCUGGCACUCGCGUUAUACGAAAGGUGAAUCUUUGGUAGUUGUCUCUAAUGCUAAGUGUUUUGUUGGUGGAAGCUCUGAUUUUAAGCCAUUGAAUUUGCCUAUUAGGAGUUUGAGGUCAAGAGCUAUGGAUAGUACUGAUAGAGAUAGUGAUAAGCAAGAAUUCAAGAAAGGAAAUGAGUUUAGUUGUAACAAAUAUGAGGCUAAGGGAAAUGAUGAUAGUUUGAGGAGGUUGCUGGGCGAUCAACGAGCCCAAUCCCUUGGUGCUCGCGAUCGGGGAGGGUGGAAGAUGAGGAUGAUGUUUCCAAGCUACCUGUUCAUAGUAGGCCUCACUCUGUUGGGGAAUUUGAGUUUGAGCAUCUCAAGUCUAGGAGGCCACUUCGUGGUUGGAAGUUUUCGAGUACUCUUGAGAAGCUCGAAAGUAGAAAAUUUGGAGAGGGAAAGGGUGUUUGCUGCCUCACAUUCGAAAGCAGACUCCAUAGAUUCUGACCCCUUUAGCAAUAGUGCUUCUUCAGACAUGGACAGUGUUGGGGAUUUGGAAAACAGCCUUGAAAGCUCUAGUGUUGAAGAGGAAGUGAGGAAAGGUAAACAAGCUAUUGAAUCUUUGGAAAGUGAUGUGAAGUCAUCACCCCUUUCUAAGGUUCCAGCGAGAGCUAAGUCGGUUAGGACAAUCAAACCAAAGAGAUACGACGUAAAUCAGAAGGAGCAUUGCCCUAAUCGAGGUGAAGGCAGGGUUGGGAGGAGGUUUAUCAAAUCCGAAGCAGUGAAUUCUUUGAUUAAAGGAAGAGAAGAACUGGAAAUUCCCCCUGACCAUCAAAACCAAGAAUAUGGUCGCAUAUUCUCUAUGCCGAAGCCAAAACCAACUCUUCCUGAGGUCCAGAGUGAAGAGAAACAUGAUGUUGAUGAACUUAGUUCUACUAAGUCUGUAGAUGGAGAGAUAGGGUUUGACAAGACUUCGGCCAAGGAUGAAACUAGACCUAGCAUUGACACUGAUGGCGAACUUGGGAGUGAAGUUGAUAGAAAGGCUGAUGAGUUUAUAGCCAAGUUCAGAGAGCAAAUAAGGCGCCAGAAGGCUUCGACUUCAUCUGUGGAAGGUCACAGUGGCUGGUAGCAAGUAGUCUAGGUAAUUCGAAGGCUUGUGCUGCUGUGCUUGCAGCUGUAAGUUUGUGUGAUUAGUAGCUGGAAGCUAAGAUUGUAUCAGCCAGCAUCGUAUUUUUUAAUUCGUUUGCUCUGUAAAUUAUGUAUCCGACUGAAUUUUUAUCGUAUAUGAUCAAUCAUAGCACCAUACCACGGGGAUAUUAAGUUCAAGUUAUAGGUAUCAUGAA
This is a messenger RNA of Salvia splendens (bonfire salvia), 1798 nucleotides long. RefSeq lists its product as uncharacterized. Lineage: Eukaryota; Viridiplantae; Streptophyta; Magnoliopsida; Lamiales; Lamiaceae. The transcript is spliced from 2 exons. The record is from RefSeq and is a predicted model, not a curated record. Bases 1 to 1584 code for a protein of 527 amino acids.